UGGAGCCCAGGCAGGGGGCUCCAGGAGACACUUCUUCCCCAGCCGGACGAGGCACCUCAUGCUGGCACUAGGGAGCCUUGCAGCCUGGGCCUUGGCUUUAGCCCUCCUCUGCCUCCUAGCCAUGGAGCUCUGGGGGCCAGGCGGGGGCAGCUGGCUCCCUAGCCGUGAGCCAGGGGGUGCAGGCGAGGAAGAAGAUGGGGACAAUGUCAUUGGGGAUGGGGGGCCUGGGGCAGGACGCUGCAGGCUUAUCUGCAAAUCCUCCGCCCUGGCCCAGAGCCUGCUGAGGAGCCUGCGGCGGAGUGCUGCCCUGCAGAGCGGGCGCUGGCUGUGGAGGACCUGGCCUCAGCUCCAGACCAUGUUCCAGCUCCUCUUCCCCCCUACCCACCAGCCAGAGCUGGCCCGGGAGCUCCUGCAGCUGGCCGACGGGGGCCUGGUUGCCCUGGACUGGGUCAUGGGGCCCCGUGGCACCGGCAGGAGGAGUAGAGCAACCAUUGCCUUUGGCACCGCCCCGGUGCUGCUUGUCCUCCCUAAUGCCUCCGGGAAGGUCACCAGGGGCGUCCUGCACCUCUGCCUGCUGGCCCUGGAGCAGGGCUACAAGCCCGUCAUCUUCAACCGAAGGGGACACAACGGCAGCCCGCUCGCCAGCCUGAAGCUGCAGGCCUUCGGGGACCCAGGCGACCUCAAGGAGGCAGUGACAUACAUCCGCGUGCGGCAGCCAGGUUCCUCGCUCUGCGCCGUGAGCGAGGGCUCAGGCUCGGGCCUGCUCCUCUCCUACCUGGGAGAGUGUGGCUCCUCCAGCUACCUGGCUGCAGCGGCUUGCAUCUCGCCCGUGUUCAGGUGCCAGGCCUGGCUGGAGACUGGGUGCCCCUGGCUGUAUGAGUGGAGUCUGCUCCUGCACCAGAAACAAGGCCUCAGCAGGUAUGCCACCGCGCUGGCAGAGGUUGUGGAGACAGGCAGGCUGUUCAGGAGCCGCUCGCUCCGGGAAUUGGAGGAAACCCUCUUCUGCCAGACCAAGAGCCACCCUGUCACCUGGGACGCUUACUGGGAUCGCAACGACCCCCUCCGGGAGGUGGAUGAGGCAGCCGUCCCGGUCCUGUGCAUCUGCAGCGCCGACGACCCUGUCCGAGGACCUCCGGCCAGCACCCUCCCCAUGGAGCUCUUCCACAGCAGCCCCUACUUCUUCUUGCUGCUGACACCACACGGAGGGCACUGCGGCUUCCUGAGGGAGGGGUCCUGCUCCUGGAGCCACGAGGUGAUGCUGGAGUACUUCACAGCCGUCGCAGAGUUCUUUCGCACGGAGGAGAGGCUGAAGGGUCUGCACCGGUACAGGAGGGGCGUCCUGCAGAAGAGAGAGGCUUCCUCCACUGCCUGCCACCUCCAGGAGAUUUUCAGCUGGCAGAGGUCCUACACCAGGUAGCACCAGGCAGGUCUAGCACCUCUCCAUAGCAUCCCUGGGAGAGGCUGUCCAAGGGCCAUGCAGCGCUGUGCAGUCACCCCCCAUUAGAGGACAAGCAGCACCCAGUGCUGCACAGCCUUCCCCUUGCACACUCACACCAGCAUGGCAGGCACUGCACACACAGGCCCUGUCAUCCCCUCCCCACAGAAACAGACUGUUGAAAGCCCACAUGGCUGACAUGACUGGUGUGUUCCCACCACAUUGGAAAUGGCCCAGGCUGUGCGCACUCAGGGCCGAGCACGGCUAGCUGAGCCUCCCCCGAUCCUAUGAAACACCACUAGCUCAUGCAGUUCCCAGUGGCCAGCCCGAGCGUGCUGGGGUGGGAAAGUGCUCCCGGGUCAAAGCAAUCUCCAUCAUGCUCCUGCCAUGGGAGGGUGCUGUGCUGCUGAAGGAACAGUGUUCAAGGGAGAUGCAAAGCCCACGCCCUGGUCCUCGGGCGCUCUCCACAGGAGGUGGCCUUAGAUCCAGAGUCCUGGCUACAUCCCACCUUUCAAAACCUGCAGCAGACGCUCCAUGUACUAAAAUUACUUUAUUACAGUUGAUUUUUUAACAUUUCCUUUGCUCUGUUACAAAGGAUACUUACAAACAAAAUAUUACAUACGACCUUAUUUUCUCCUCUCUCAUUUUCUGACAACAUGGUAACAGCUUUAAAUGCACAAUCUAUACAAUUAAUACAGGUUAUAUAUGAGCACUAAUGUAUGUUGAACCAGAAGGAUACCAGAAUACUGACAAUAUACUGUACAAUAAGCCUCAUCAGUUAGUGCUUGUGGCAUUUUCUACCAAAAGGAAAAUGCACACCUGUAGACUCACCAUCCCAGCUGGUGCUAACACAAACAUGAGCAGGAAGGAGUCCAAUUUCCCUGUUUUAACCCCUGUAGGAAUUGGGCUUGGAAGACUCAGGCCUCUGUUCAGUAUAAUGGCGUGGGCAGCACCACCCACGAAAAAGUGAUGCCCAGCUCCUGGCCUUGCUUACACCUCACCCCCAAUGCCCCAGAAUGAACGAGCCCUCUACUAGCCAAGGACAGAGGCUGGGGCCGUGGGGAAGAGUUGUGGGUCAUGAGCUGAAGGUUCUUAGAGGAGGGAGAAGAGAAGUAAACACAUUACUUGGUGUCUGUGAGCAUCCCUCUUCCCGCUCACAUGUGAGCAGGCACACAGCAAGGGGUGUAACAAUGACCCCAGAGGCAGAAGCCGAGAGGGAUACGGGUAUUUUAACUCCCACUACCAUUGUGGGAACCUGGCUAUCCGCUGCAGCCUUCAUGCCAACCGAGCGCCCACCGCAGGUCAUGGCAGCUGGGCCUGUGGCAGCUCUGCAGCUCUCUAGUUACAGCCAAGCUUUGCCUUCAUUUUGCAACCAACACCAGAUUUGUGCUGCUACAGGUGUGCACUUGCCCUCCUCCCCAUGCGUUACCUAGAGCUGAUAAGGUGACAUUUUUAUUUUCUUUUAAAGCAACUGACAGUGAAGCAUUUUCAGCUGACUGGCAAAAGA
Messenger RNA from Chelonoidis abingdonii (Abingdon island giant tortoise), 2942 nucleotides. RefSeq names its product abhydrolase domain containing 15 (gene ABHD15). The record is from RefSeq and is a predicted model, not a curated record. Lineage: Eukaryota; Metazoa; Chordata; Testudines; Testudinidae. Gene Ontology annotation, molecular function: short-chain carboxylesterase activity; monoacylglycerol lipase activity. Gene Ontology annotation, biological process: lipid metabolic process.